This is a messenger RNA of Arabis nemorensis, 213 nucleotides long. The record is from the annotation of a GenBank genome assembly. NCBI's taxonomy places the organism in Eukaryota, Viridiplantae, Streptophyta, Magnoliopsida, Brassicales, Brassicaceae.
AUGACUCCGGCCAAAAGAUCUAACAUUUUGUUUGGGGAGCAGAACAAGAAGCCGAGGCUGAUGGAGUUUUUUCCGGCGAUGUCGUCGGAGAGCUGUGGUGGUGGUCAUACGUUGCCGCUUAUUUGCCAGCUGGAGCACCAAAGACCGGAGGAGACUGUGACGGAGAACGGCGGAGCCAUCUCGAGUCCCAUCGACUUGACAUUAAGGCUGUGA